UGGAUCUACUCGGUGGCCAUGAUCAUCAAGGGGGUGGUGCACGAGAAGGAGACGCGACUCAAGGAGACCAUGAAGACCAUGGGGCUGAGCAGUGGCAUCCUCUGGCUCGGCUGGUUCCUCAGCAGCUUCAUCCCCUUCCUCCUCAGCUCAGCCUUCCUCGUCCUCAUCCUCAAGCUAGGGAAUAUCCUGCCCUACAGCGAUCCUGCUGUGAUCUUCCUCUUCCUCGGCACCUUCUCGGUGGCCACCAUCUGCCAGUGCUUCCUCAUCAGCACCUUCUUCCUCCGCGCCAACUUGGCCUCGGCUUGCGGCGGCAUCAUCUACUUCUCCUUCUACCUUCCCUACGUGCUGUGCGUGGCCUGGCGGGACCACGUCACCUUCCCGCUCCGCGUCCUCGUGAGCCUGCUGUCGCCGGUGGCCUUCGGCUUCGGCUGCGAGUACUUCUCGCUCUACGAGGAGCAGGGCGAGGGCAUCCAGUGGCACAACCUGGGCGCCAGCCCCAUGCCCGGAGACCCCUACAACUUCGCCACGGCCAUGGCGCUGCUGCUGCUGGACGCCGGCCUCCACGGGUCCAUCCUCACCGGGCUGCUGCCCCCCACCUCCGGCACCGCCUACAUCCAGGGCUGGGACAUCCGCUCGGACAUGGACAGCAUCCGCAGGACCAUGGGCACCUGCCCGCAGCACAACCUCUCAGCGCUGAUCCAGAAGCUGGUCCCGGGCUCGCGGCUGGUGGAAGAUAUUGGGCAGGAGCUGCUCUUCGUGCUGCCCUACAGCGGCGCCGAGGACGGCUCCUUUGGGGAGCUCUUCCGGGAGCUGGACGGCCGCCUGGGCGAGCUGGGCAUCUCCAGCUACGGCAUCUCGGACACGAGCCUGGAGGAGAUCUUCCUGAAGGUGGCCGAGGACAUGGGGGUGGAUGUCGAUGUGGCAGGUAAAACCGCCCAG
Messenger RNA from Tinamus guttatus (white-throated tinamou), 939 nucleotides. NCBI's taxonomy places the organism in Eukaryota, Metazoa, Chordata, Aves, Tinamiformes, Tinamidae. The record is from RefSeq and is a predicted model, not a curated record.